CUUCCUGGGCAUCUCAAGCACCCCCCCCCCCCAAAGGUCGGGGGCCGCAGCCUGGGGUGCGCGCCCUCGACCCCAAUCCGCAUACGUGCGCCGGAAUCUAGUGGAUGCGCGGCAGCAAACUGCCACAGAUUCCUUCUCGCCGCCUGUUAGCAAUAGCAGUGGACAAGCAGCGAACAAUCCGAGAAACAGAGUUUGGGGGAGGAGCAGAUAGCUUGGAGAGGAAGAAGAACAAUAGUGACAGCGUAGAUUCUUCUCUGCUCUCCUCUGUUACCCUCUCUCACUCUAAUACUCCUAUUACAAGGUCGGCCCAUCAGGCGACCCAGUCGCGGCCCACGAAUUUGGGAUUGGGCUUGUGCGGACGCCGGCUGGUCCUUGAUUCUGCUGGAGUGUUUCCUGUGGAGCUGUUGCUCGCGCUGCUAACAUUCCCCCCUCCAUGCGAGGAUGCUUGUCCACUGCUAUUGCUAACAAUUGGUAUCGGAGACACCUGGAGUGUUUCCUGUGGAGCUGUUGCUCGCGCUGCUAACACCGCCGCCACGCCAUCAUUCAUGGCGAGGCGUCGCCUGGCGGUACAAGAACCAUAAUCCAUGCUAUUCAACAUCCCACACUGCAAAUCACAAGCUCCUGUAGCCGCCGUCGUAGCAGCCAUUUCCAGCAUCCGCUUCUCCUCCUCCCUGCCGGCACUUGUUCCGCCGCCUCCGCCCCUGCACGAUGAGAACCCGUUCGCUGCGCUCCGCGGCCUCCCGGGCCUCGCGCGCCAGCUGUUCCGGUGGGCGGAGACUACUCCGUGUGGCUUCCCCCGCUCCGCCUCCGCGUUCGCCGCCGUCCUCAUCCCGCUCGCCCGAGCCAACCACAUCCGGGCCGCCUACCCUGUCUCCCUCCGCGCCCUGCACCUCGACCUCCUCCUCCCCCUGGUGUCCCUCCUGUCCGCUCCCCUCUCUACCGCUCCACGGUCACUAUUGAGCCUCCUCUUACGCUUGUCCACCAAGUACUCGAAGGAAUGCAAAGCCCGCGACGCCACGCUCGACACCUGUUCGACGCUGUGCUUGUCCGCCUUCCGCGAGAUGGCAAGCCACGGCGUGGCCCCUGACGUUAAAGACUGCAACCAUGUGCUCCGUGCAUUACGUGAUGCGGCCAGGUGGGAUGACAUUUGUGCUGUGCAUGAGGAGAUGCUCCAGCUUGGGAUUGAGCCCAGUAUUGUCACGUACAAUACUUUGUUGGAUUCUUUCUUGAAGGAGGGAAGGAAGGACAAGGUUGCCAUGCUGCUGAAGGAGAUGGAGACCCGGGGGAGUGGUUGCUUGCCAAAUGAUGUCACGUACAAUGUGGUGAUUACUGGGUUGACCAGGAAAGGUGACCUCGAGGAGGCAGCAGAGCUGGUCGAGGGAAUGCGGCUGUCCAAGAAGGCUUCAUCCUUCACUUAUAACCCACUUAUCACUGGGUUGCUUGCAAGGGGCUGUGUCAAAAAGGUAUACGAUUUGCAGUUGGAGAUGGAGAAUGAGGGCAUUAUGCCUACAGUGGUGACGUACAAUGCAAUGAUUCAUGGGCUGCUUCAAAGUGGGCUGGUAGAGGCUGCACAGGUGAAGUUUGCGGAAAUGAGGGCGAUGGGCUUGCUACCGGACGUGAUCACCUACAAUUCGUUGCUAAAUGGGUAUUGUAAGGCAGGUAACUUGAAAGAGGCUCUUUUGUUGUUUGGCGAUUUGAGGCGUGCAGGGUUAGCGCCGACAGUUUUGACCUAUAACAUUCGUAUAGAUGGUUAUUGUAGAUUAGGUGAUUUAGAGGAAGCCAGGAUAUUGAAAGAGGAAAUGGGAGAGCAAGGUUGUUUGCCCAAUGUUUGUACAUAUACAAUUCUCAUGAAGGGUUCGCUUAAUGUGUGUAGCCUUGCUAUGGCAAGAGAAUUCUUUGAUGAGAUGCUGAGCAAAGGUUUGCAGCCAGAUUGCUUUGCUUAUAAUACAAGGAUUUGUGCGGAGCUAAUCCUAGGGGAUAUUGCCAGAGCUUUGGAGUUGAGAGAGGUGUUGAUGUUGGAAGGCAUAUCUUCUGAUACAGUGACAUACAAUAUUCUUAUUCAUGGACUGUGCAAGACUGGUAACCUGAAAGAUGCCAAAGAGCUGCAGAUGAAGAUGGUCAGUAAUGGUUUACAGCCUGACUGUAUCACAUACACUUGCUUGAUUCAUGCACAUUGUGAAAGGGGACUUCUAAGAGAAGCAAGAAAGAUCUUUAAUAACAUGAUCUCAGAUGGUUUGCUACCCUCAGCUGUGACCUUCACUGUUAUUAUUCAUGCAUAUUGUAGAAGAGGAAACCUUUAUUCAGCAUAUGGUUGGUUUCGAAAGAUGCUGGAGGAAGGAGUUGAACCUAAUGAAAUAACAUAUAAUGUCCUCAUACAUGCAUUAUGCAGGAUGGGCAGAACUCAACUGGCUUCUCAUCAUUUUCAUGAGAUGCUAGAAAGGGGAUUGGUGGCAAACAAAUACACAUAUACUUUGUUGAUAGAUGGGAACUGUAAAGUGGGCAACUGGGAAGAUGCAAUGAGAUUCUAUUUUGAAAUGCAUCAGAAUGGUAUUCAUCCAGAUUAUUUAACACAUAAAGCCUUGGUCAAGGGAUUUGAUGGUCACGUGCACCAUACAAUUGAGUACUUGGAUAUUGUUAUUUUGGGUGAAUAGAUUGAUUGACCUCUGAAAGCUUGUCCUUUUGUCCUCGCUUCGCUGAUAUCUCCCUGUCAGAGGUGAUAGAUGGAGUUCCUGGGCCCUUCAUUUCAAACUGGAAACAAAAAGAGAGUUUGAAAUAACAUUCUCUGAGUUAAGCUGCUGGGUGCUUUCUAAACGAAUAGUUAAGCACAAACAUGCCUUCCUCUUGCUGGUCAGCGAUGGUAGAUGGAGCUUGGGGGCAAUUCCAUCCAAAAGAAGAAAAGCAAGACUUUGGGACCAUGUUCUUUUAGUCAUUCAGCUGGGUGCUUCCUAAAUCAGUAGCUGAUCACAAACAGGUCUUCCCCUUGCUGCUUAAACCUUGUCAGAAUUCCUUUCUUGGUAUCAUAGCCAUGGAAAUAUGUUUUCUAGUGAAAACUUGGUGGUAGGCAUCUGCUCCAUUUCUAAAAACCUCUCUUGAUACGUCCCCUUUGUUAUUUCCUUUUGAUAAGGUAACCUGGAAACCUGUUGGCCUUCAAUUCCUCAUCCAACUAGCUGAGACAGUAAAUGGACAUGGUCCUUUGCGGCUGACUUCAAUUAUAUAUAGGAUUUCUCUUGGUAAGAACAAACCAAGAAUUUUUUGUAACGAAUAAUUCUUGUAUCACCAUAAAUUUUGCCAUAGGCAUAAGUCAUAGUAUAUUGACCUGUCAGAUAUGUAACUGUAUUCUCAUUCAUUGAAUCAUUUAAUGAGAAGAUUAUUCAUUUAAAAAAUUCAGCUCUGUGCCAGCUGUUAUUGA
Molecule: messenger RNA, 3409 nt
Organism: Zea mays
Lineage: Eukaryota; Viridiplantae; Streptophyta; Magnoliopsida; Poales; Poaceae
Product: pentatricopeptide repeat-containing protein At1g22960, mitochondrial
Exons: 2
Coding region: 585-2651 (688 amino acids)
Molecular function (GO): protein binding
Source: RefSeq, a predicted model, not a curated record